AUGCUUUCUCCUCAAUGGCGGCAGCGGCGGCUGAAUUGGCGACUGGUAAGUUGUCUAGCCGUUGAGCUCGCUCAUUGCUGAAAUGGAGUUGGUGCUCGGGUAAAGACAACAGGGCAAUAUUCCGCUUACCUGGGGGUCGUUUACCAUGACAUCUCCUGUCAGGUCCCAUUGUCUGCGUCUCGCGCCUUCAUGCUACCGUGGAGAUGACGCAUCAUCUGAUCUGAUCCCUCUCGUUCUCACACUGUCACUUACGCCACCAUCAUCUAUCCCCCCCAAGCUCAAACCAUAAGCCUGUAUUCUAUAGAACUUUGUGCAGUUGUCAAGCAGUGCGAUUUUGCCCGGUGUUUGCCCAACUCUGAUCGACAACACGCUCUACAGCAAACUAUGCUUUACUUGCAGCAGCUGAAAUACAGCGAUUCCAAAUCAACACCUGGAUCACCUGCGGCUAUAUAGAGCUUAGGCGAAGAGCUAGCGUAAUUCAGGGCGGAAGUCGCUGUGAGACCGAUGAGGAGAUCGAUUGGAGAGUGCGUCAUCCUCUUUUUUUUACGGGAAUCGAAGCCCCACCCUGCUAACACACAACACCAGCACGCUUGCAAUCCGCACACACGAAACACCACCCAGCCAGCUCCCUCCCUCCGCAUCGGAUCAGUAUAUUUUAGUACAAAUUGGUGCACCUAGAGUGGCGUGAUCUGCUCGCGUCAGUCGCUUGGCUUGUGAACAAUGAUGACAGCAGCCCUAAUGCAAUGAGUGCAACAUUCGUAGGACGUGACACAGGGCUGCAGGUUUGCAGCCAGCUCGUGGGAAAUUUACCUGACAUAUAAAUUUUGUGCCAUAGCUGAAGGUAAAACCACUGUAUAGCCUAAAGUUGCCUAUCCGUCAGAACCGAGAGCCCCUUCAGCUUACAGAAUAUAUCUCCUAAAAUCGCACUCAUCCACCUUGAUCGAAUGGUAUAACCUCGGUGCAACGGUGAAAUUCGGACCCACGACUGCAAGGGUUCAGCUAUGUCAAUUAAUUCAUAUCUCCUUAUGUUGAUUCGCAAGGCGAGCCUAUUGCAGCUUGGCGGACUAUUGUCGAUAUUGCCGUAUUAAACUCAGGUACACAGACGAGUCAUUUUGAUACGCAUAUGAAAUACUUGGCAGCCCGGUGGGGAAUGAACACACUGCAGCAAGAGGUAGCCUUAGUACAGCCAACGCUUUAGUCACCUAUGCUAACAGGCUCCAUCUGACGACGCUACAAUAAUGGUAUCUACCAUAAUACCUAUGAACUACAUGAGACUCUUGGCCAACUGGUGGAUUCUAGAUGCAUGAAUUAAAAAAUCCUGCUUGGAAAUUCAGCUUACUGUAUCAGAUUUGGUGGAUUCCAGACCUUGCAGUAGAUCGAACGGGUAAACUUGAUUUAGAUAUGAUUCAACUCGCGUCGUCCGGUGGGGCCUCGUAUCUUAGGUGGCUAGACCGUUGGCCGUACUGAAGCCACUCUUGGCCGUCGUGGGUUUGAAUUCCACCAGUUAGGCACAUGAGCAACUUCGGAGACUGAACCCAGUUAUUUUUCAGAAGCAAAGUACUCUGAACAGUGUCAUUGUGAUGUGAGGAGAUUCACUCGAUCGCUGGAGCGAAAAUAAUAUUCACUUGAUUUUCGCGAUACCUUUUUGAUCAAGAACAGCAACAGAUGGAAGUUUUGGACGAACAGGGUGCGGCAUUUUUAUAAGCUGCAUUUCCUAUGCUAUCAUGCGCAUGUAUAUAAUCAUAACGUCCGCAUUCACUGGGAAGAGCUCGCCCGCGAUCGACCGACCUGGAGGAGGACAGUGAAGACGGGCGCUGCGAUCAACGAAUACAUCCGCAUCGACGCCGCCAAAGCGAAACGCGAAGCCCGCAAAUCACAACUUCGCCCAGUACGCAACGCCGACGCGCAACCGCUACCAACGUGUCCUCGAUGUCAACGGACCUUCCGGGCACGAAUUGGACGUGUUGGACACAUACGGAUCAACUGCGCCUCUCGGACCGCACCAUACGUCGUCCGUACGCGCGCCUCUUCCUCGUCGUCUACGCCGCCAAAUAACUCUGACUACUCUUCUGAACCACCAAUUCCAUCAUCCUCCUCCUCCUCCUCCUCUACUGCUGCUACCUCCGACUCCAGAGUUGAGGACCGGGACUACACCUGCCCUCACCUCCACCUCACACAUCGGCCUGGUCGGUCGCUUGCAAAUCCAUCGCACAGAGACUGGCGAACCAGUGCCUGGAGCACCAACCUACACCCACCGCACUCGCCUCCGCUGCCCACACUGCCCUCGCACCUUCAAGCAUCGGAUGGGUCUAUUCGGCCACAUGUGCACCCACGAGAGCGGAAGUGACCACAAUUCCGACACACCCACCACAUCCAACACAUCCACCAUGCCCAGCCCCAUCCUCUCUCCAUCGCCCGCGCCCGUCACCACCACCGCCUCCUCUGCAGCUGACACCGACACCGUUGACCUCUUGCCCACACUCUGCACUCAUCUGCACCCACCAAACUCGACUCAACUGCCAACACUGCCCUCGCACUUCCACGCACCUUAUGGGCCUAUUCGGUCACAUGCUCAUCCACGACAUCGGAAUUGGCCGCCAUCCCGUCUCACCCGACACGCCAAACCCCACACUCACUUCAUCGCCCUGUGCUCCCACCAACCCCUCGGCAACUGA
This is a messenger RNA of Spirometra erinaceieuropaei, 2675 nucleotides long. NCBI's taxonomy places the organism in Eukaryota, Metazoa, Platyhelminthes, Cestoda, Diphyllobothriidea, Diphyllobothriidae. The record is from the annotation of a GenBank genome assembly.